UUAAUCAACAAUUAUUCAACACUUCAGGUGACUUUAUAUAGAAGCCAUUUUUCUCCAAAAUUUCCCAACCCUCAUCAAAAUUUCUCUCACCAAAAAGGGGUUUUUCUAAUCCGAAGCAUUUGGGAUCACUCGAGCUUCACUCGCAUUUUGCGUCAUGAAUUAUCAGAGCAAGAAGCUCAUUAACAACCCAAACGAUGUUGUAACAGAGUUCAUUGAAGGGCUAGUGGAAACCUACCCUGGUUUGCAGUAUUUGGAUGGCUUUCCUGAUGUAAAAGUUGUUUUACUUGCUGAUGUUUCUGGUGGCACAUAUGACAAAGUGGCCGUUAUAUCAGGAGGGGGAAGUGGCCAUGAGCCGGCUCAUGCUGGAUUUGUUGGAGAAGGAAUGCUGACAGCAGCAAUAUGUGGUGAUAUUUUUGCCUCUCCUCCCGUUGACUCCAUUCUUGCAGGUAUACGAGCCGUUACUGGUCCUUCAGGGUGCCUGCUGAUUGUCAAGAAUUACACAGGCGACCGCUUAAAUUUCGGUUUGGCAGCUGAGCUGGCUAAAUCUGAAGGUUAUAAAGUGGAGAUGGUGAUUGUUGGUGAUGACUGUGCUCUACCACCUCCAAGAGGUAUAGCUGGACGAAGAGGUUUGGCUGGAACCAUUCUUGUUCAUAAGGUUGCUGGGGCUGCAGCUGCUGCCGGCCUCCCUUUAGAAGAAGUUGCUGCUGAAGCUAAACGAGCAUCAGAAAUGGUAGGCACAAUGGGCGUUGCACUGUCAGUUUGCUCGGUCCCUGGUCAGGUGCCUUCAGAUCGUCUAGGCCCUGGCAAGAUGGAGCUUGGCCUUGGAAUUCAUGGAGAACCAGGCGCUGCUGUGACUGACAUCAAACCUGUUGACAUCGUGGUUUCACAUGUCUUGAAGCAAAUAUUGUCACAGGAAACAAAUUAUGUACCUAUAACUCGUGGCAGCAGAGUUGUACUUAUGAUUAACGGAUUAGGGGCCACUCCUCUCAUGGAACUGAUGAUUGCUGCUGGAAAGGCGGUUCCUCGACUGCAGCUGGAACAUGGAUUGGCUGUUGAGAGAGUGUACACUGGUUCAUUUAUGACCUCUCUUGAUAUGGCAGGAUUUUCAAUAAGUGUGAUGAAGGCUGACGAAGCAGUUUUGAAGCGUAUGGAUGCCCCAACUAAGGCUCCGAAUUGGCCUGUUGCUGCUGAUGGUGACCACCCGCCUGCAAAGAUUCCUAUUCCAAUUCCACCAUGUCGUUUGAAAAAGAAUGAUGAGCCACCAAGUCGGCCAGAACAGCUUAGUCGUGAAGGUCAGAUUCUUGAGUUGGGUAUUGAAGCUGCAGUAAAUGAACUUAUCAAUCUCAGGGACAUUUUAAAUGAAUGGGACGGUAAAGUUGGUGAUGGUGACUGUGGAUCGACAGCGCAUCUGCUUUACCCAUUGAAUGACCCUGCACAGACUGUCGGUGAAAUUGGAACUUCCAUAAGAAAAGGCAUGGGUGGAACGAGUGGGAUCAUAUACGACAUAUUCAUUAAGGCAGCGCAUGCAGAUCUGAAGGCUAAUAGUGACUCGGGAAUCACAGCAGUACAAUGGGCUGGUGCAUUUGAGGCUGCCCUUGCUGCAGUCAGUAGGUAUGGGGGUGCUAAACAAGGUUACCGCACGUUGUUGGAUGCUCUUAUUCCUGCAUCCUCUGUCCUUAAAGAGAAAUUGGCUGCUGGAGUUGACCCCAUUGAGGCUUUUGUUCUUUCUGCUGAAGCAGCUGUGGCUGGUGCUGAGUCGACUAAGAAAAUGCAGGCACAGGCUGGGAGGUCAUCCUAUGUCUCGGCAAAUAUUCUAGCAUCAGUACCUGACCCAGGUGCCAUGGCUGCAGCUUCGUGGUACAAAGCAGCUGCAUUGGCUGUGAAGAACGCGUAUGAAGCUUCAUGAGUUUUAAAAAUUUAAAUGAUCUAAAAGAUAAUCACAGACUAUUGCGGCUUCCUUUUUGGUUCUGAGGAGGGGCAAAAUUUUUAUGAGCGAAUUGUUUUUUCCAUCUUUUGGCUUUUUGUCUAUUGGUUAUCUUUCAAUUUUCCGUCAUGAAAUUGCUUUCCGCUUAUGCUGUAGCUGAUGCAUAAAGCUGAGAGAGCAUAAUCUACAUAUUUGAUGCUGAAACUGGUGCUUUCAUUGGGGGGGUUUUAAUGCGUGACGGUAACAUUCAUUCUCGUGCAUGCUUGCCAUUUUUUUUGAUGAAAUGUGUUCAGUUUGGGUGGUUGGAAGAUGACUUUGAUUUUGCUCGAGUUUUAGGCUUGAUUGCUCGAGUGCAAUUGUUGGUGUUCUCCAGAGAUGCUAAACCUAAAUGAGUUAUGCUAUAGCGAACCUUACGGGAUCUUUCUUUUUCCUGUCAAUACUUGUGAAAUUGUAAUGUUGCCGCCUAAAUGUCGUUCUGACUUUUCUGACGGGUACACAUACUGCAAUAGGUAGCUUGGUUGAGCUAAGCAUUUUUAAUUCAAGUUCCAAUUUAUGGUGGUUGGAUUGAUUGGGUGGUCCGGAGAUAAUAAUGUGAAGUUGGGUUGAGUAAACAGCGACUACCAUGCAAAUUGAUAAAUUCC
Messenger RNA from Striga asiatica, 2565 nucleotides. The record is from the annotation of a GenBank genome assembly. NCBI's taxonomy places the organism in Eukaryota, Viridiplantae, Streptophyta, Magnoliopsida, Lamiales, Orobanchaceae.